AUGGCCACUGCAGCCACGCAGAACCCUCCCCGCGAGCGGAAGCCCUCAAUGGGUGCUCCAAUCUCCUCGCUGAUGCAAGGACCGGUUGGACCAGGCUAUACUCGUCCGAAGCAUAAGCGUACCUUCACUGGCUUCGGUGCAGGUGAUAUCAAGAGCGUCGAGGCAAGCAUUCCAGAGCCUCAGAGAGAGGCAUGGAGAAAAUUUUCUGCCUCAGGAUUCAAAACAAAGGAGGAGUUCGAGAAAGAAUUUGUGAAACAUGUGGAAACGACACUUGCCAGGUCUUUAUUCAAUUGCGAUGAAUUGGCUGCUUAUUCUGGCACUGCCCUUGCUUUCCGCGAUCGAUUGGUGAUCGAGUGGAACAAGACCCAACAACGCCAGACUUUUGCAGACCAGAAGAGAGUUUACUAUUUAUCCCUUGAGUUUCUCAUGGGCCGUGCGCUUGAUAAUGCUAUGCUCAACGUUGGCUUGAAGGACGUUGCAAAAGAGGGUCUAGGUGAUCUUGGCUUCCGGAUCGAAGACGUGAUCAGCCAGGAACACGAUGCUGCUUUGGGAAAUGGCGGUCUUGGACGUCUGGCCGCAUGUUUCCUUGACAGCAUGGCUUCCCUCAACUACCCUGCCUGGGGCUACGGAUUGCGAUAUCGAUACGGAAUCUUCAAGCAAGAGAUCGAGGACGGGUAUCAGGUCGAAAUUCCAGAUUACUGGCUCGACUUCAAUCCUUGGGAGUUUCCGCGACACGAUGUCACUGUUGAUAUUCAAUUCUACGGCUGGGUAAGGAAAUACACUGAUGACAAUGGCAAGAACGUGUCAUCAUGGGAAGGAGGAGAGAUAGUCCAGGCAGUGGCAUACGACGUGCCAAUUCCAGGCUAUCGCACACCCACAACAAACAACCUCAGGCUUUGGUCCAGCAAGGCCGCUAGCGGCGAAUUCGACUUCUCCAAGUUCAACGCUGGUGAGUACGAGAGUGCCGUUGGUGAUCAACAGCGAGCCGAGACCAUCUCCGCUGUGCUUUACCCCAAUGACAACCUCGACCGUGGCAAGGAGCUCCGUCUGAAACAGCAAUACUUCUGGUGUGCAGCUUCCUUGUACGAUAUUGUCCGACGCUUUAAGAAAACGAAGCGAGCUUGGUCGUCCUUCUCAGACCAGGUUGCAAUUCAAUUGAACGAUACUCACCCAACACUAGCUAUUGUCGAGUUGCAACGCAUCCUUGUCGACAUUGAAGGCCUUGACUGGGAAGACGCUUGGAACAUUGUCACAAACACCUUUGGAUACACCAAUCAUACCGUGCUGCCGGAAGCGCUGGAGAAAUGGUCUGUUCCUUUGUUCCAGAAUCUUCUUCCUCGUCACCUUCAAAUCAUCUACGAUAUCAACCUAUUCUUCCUCCAGUCCGUCGAGCGAAAAUUCCCCAAGGAUCGAGAAAUGCUGUCUCGGGUGUCCAUCAUUGAGGAGUCUCAACCAAAGAUGAUAAGAAUGGCUUACCUUGCCAUUGUUGGCUCCCACAAGGUGAAUGGUGUAGCUGAGCUCCACUCUGAUCUUAUCAAGACUACCAUAUUCAAGGACUUUGUCCAAAUAUACGGACCGGAUAAGUUCACCAAUGUCACCAAUGGUAUCACACCUCGAAGGUGGCUCCACCAGGCGAACCCGCGUCUUUCGGAGCUGAUUGCCUCCAAGCUAGGUGGCUACGACUUCUUGAAAGACCUGACUCUCCUCAACAAGCUCGAACACUUUAUUGACGAUAAAGACUUCAAGAAGGAAUGGGCCGAGAUCAAGUAUGCAAACAAAGUCCGCCUUGCUCAGCACAUCCAGAAAACUACCAGCGUCAGCGUCAAUCCCAAAGCGCUCUUCGAUGUUCAAGUCAAGCGUAUCCACGAGUACAAGAGGCAACAGCUGAACAUCUUUGGCGUCAUCCACCGCUAUCUAGCCAUCAAAUCGAUGUCCGCCGAGGAGAGAAAGAAGCUGACUCCAAGAGUCUCCAUCUUCGGGGGCAAGGCUGCCCCAGGGUACUGGAUGGCCAAGACCAUCAUCCAUCUUAUCAACAAAGUUGGUGAGGUCGUCAACAAGGAUAAAGACGUGGGUGAUCUGCUCAAGGUCAUCUUCUUGGAAGAUUACAAUGUCAGCAAAGCAGAGAUCAUCUGCCCUGCAUCAGACAUCAGUGAGCACAUCUCCACAGCAGGUACCGAGGCUAGUGGCACGAGCAACAUGAAAUUCGUGCUCAACGGUGGUCUCAUCAUCGGCACCUGCGAUGGCGCCAACAUCGAAAUAACACGCGAAACCGGCGAUCAAAACAUCUUCCUCUUCGGCAACCUAGCUGAAGAUGUUGAAGACCUGCGCCACGCCCACUACUACGGCAAACACGAGCUCGAUCCCGAGUUGAAGAAAGUGUUCGAGGUUAUCAACCAGGGCAUGUUUGGGGACCAGUCCGCGUUCUCUUCGCUCGUCAACGCCAUUGUCGAGCACGGGGAUUACUAUCUGGUGUCGGACGAUUUCAGGUCUUAUUGCGAGACACAGGAUCUGAUUGAUGAGACGUUCAAAGAUCAAGAUGGCUGGAUCAGUAAAUGCAUCACCAGCGUUGCGAGGAUGGGUUUCUUUAGCAGUGAUCGAUGCAUCCAGGAGUACGCGGAGAGCAUCUGGAAUAUUGAGCCGUUGGAUGUGGAGAAAUAG
This is a messenger RNA of Endocarpon pusillum Z07020, 2658 nucleotides long. RefSeq names its product Glycogen phosphorylase. The transcript is spliced from 8 exons. The coding region runs from base 1 to 2658 and encodes 885 amino acids. Gene Ontology annotation, cellular component: cytoplasm. NCBI's taxonomy places the organism in Eukaryota, Fungi, Ascomycota, Eurotiomycetes, Verrucariales, Verrucariaceae. The record is from RefSeq and is a predicted model, not a curated record. Gene Ontology annotation, molecular function: glycogen phosphorylase activity; pyridoxal phosphate binding. Gene Ontology annotation, biological process: glycogen catabolic process.